This is a messenger RNA of Dalotia coriaria, 6847 nucleotides long. RefSeq names its product sickie (gene sick). Gene Ontology annotation, molecular function: ATP binding; ATP hydrolysis activity; protein binding. The record is from RefSeq and is a predicted model, not a curated record. Lineage: Eukaryota; Metazoa; Arthropoda; Insecta; Coleoptera; Staphylinidae. Gene Ontology annotation, biological process: nervous system development; neurogenesis.
GUGCAAUUAGUUUGGAUUGACGACUUACACGUGUAAAGCCAGACUUGGAGUCUUAUCGUCGAAUUAAUCUAGCGAAACAAAGACGCGCGUUUAUUUCCGGCGGUGUGAAAGUUUGACGAGAGUGUUGUGUGUGAUAGCAUCAAGGAUCUGUUUUAAUAUGAAAGGAUUAUCAUUAUCGCCGACGCUGUUGGUACUGCUGUUGAUGUUUCUGGUUUUGGAAUAGCGCAGAGAAGAUAGGAAGAUGUUUCCUGGAUGUAUUCGUGGGCCGAGAUCCUCGCAGGGAUCUAUUGAUGAUAUCAGCAAACAGACAAAGUCAAUAGUACAGAUUUAUACCGACUGGGCAAAUCAUUACCUGGAAAAAGCCCGGAGCAAAAAACGCGUCAAUAGCCUAGCGGCGGAUUGCAGUGACGGCGUGCUUUUAGCUGAAGUUAUCGAAUCAGUCAUGUGCCAAAAAAUACCAGAUAUCAAUAGGAAGCCAAAGACGCCUUCACAAAUGUUGGACAACAUAAAUCUGUGCUUGAGCGCACUGCGGACGCAGCAUGUCGCCGGCGUUGAGAGCGUCUCGGGUCAGGAUCUGCGCGACGGCCGCCUGAAGGCGAUCCUAGCGCUCUUCUUCGCGCUCUCGCGGCACAAACAGGCGGCGAAGCAGCGCGCCGCCAUCCAGCAGCAACUGCAGCCGCCGACGAAUUUACCAGCGCAGCAGGAGCAAAUGACGCCCAAUAGAUCGGCGAUACCACACAAAGGUGGGUCCAGCAUCCCGAUGCCCGGAUCCGCCUUACCAUCAAGAAGAUGUCCGCCGGAUAAAGUCCGCCCAGUGGCCGGAUCCAGUCGUGCUUCCAGUCCAGCCUUAUCAAUGAUCCCACGUGGUCCACCCACUGCCACUGUAGCCUCACCAUAUCAACAAACCCCUCAGAAGAACUCCAUGUUGGAUAAGUUAAAACUCUUCAAAUCUAAUGACAGACCUGCUCCUUCGAAUGGUAAACGGACAAGUAGCAGUAGUGGGGUUUCUUCUGCACGUAGUGAACGAUCUGAUAGUUCUAUAAGUCUGGAACCCACAACGGAAAUCAAACCUGUACGGAAUGCUUCACGUUUGAAACAACAAAGACCUACAAAAACCACCACCUCAAAUGGAACGAAAAAUUCACCACAGAGUAAUAAAAAAGAAAUGAAAGAAAGUAAAGAAAGCAAAGAAAAACCUCCGAAAAUGAGCGUAGACGUAGAAAAACACGCUAAUAAAGUAGCCUCUAUCGAAACAAGGUCAAAACUUGUAGAACCCAAGGUCAAAGUGAAAGAAAUCAGUAGUAAACACCAUGAUAAACAUAACCUCUACGCCACACCUGUAAGCGCUGGUACAGGGAUACCUAAACCCACUGCAGCAGUCAAGGGUACCAGUAAGGUCUUAAGGGAAGAAGAAAAGCCCAAAAAGGGGAUAUCCAGAGAGACCUCAUCAACGAAUCUACAACCUCCAACACAACCCAAGUCCAUCGGUGUUGUUUCUCCCAUAAAAAGCGAAAAUAAAGAUUCUCUACUCACUGAAAGCGUGCAUAGUGGUCAUUCUGCACAUAGCAACAACAGUAAUCUCAGCAUAGGGACCACUGCAGGCCCACAUAGUAAUUCAAGCGAGAGCAGUGUGAUUUACAAACCUUCGAGUGAAUCCAGCUGCGAUAGAGAUAAUUUAAUCCCGAAUAGAAAGGAACCAUUGGAGUAUAUCACAGAAGCGGUUGUUUUGGAACAACCACAACCUGAGGUUAAAGAAGAUAAACUGUUGAAUACUCUUGGACAAAUGGGACAGACCCAAACACAAGUUUUUAAUAUAUCAUUGGGUAAUAAUCAACCAUCAAUACAGAAUCAAUUAUUGGGACAGAAACCUAACCUAACUAAUGUACCAAUCAAAGAAGUUGGUCAAGGGCAAGAUGAGGAGAUGAAUGUGGAACCUAUGCGGCCAUUAUUCCGUGGGUAUUGCAGCACAUUGACACUACCAAGUAGAGCGGUACCUUCAAGGUAUCCAGGUGGUAGGGUACCAGAUAUGAAUGGUAUGAAUGGAGAUUAUUGUGAAGUGGCUAUAGCGAAUGGUUAUCUAUCAGAUGGUGAGAUAUUACGCAAUGGUAAUCAUCAUCAGCAUGCGAUGCAUCAAAAUGGUGAAUUGGAUGGGUAUGUCUCCGAAGGUGGUAAUGCCCUCUACACGAGAAGGUUGCAAACAAUGCCUGCGAUGUCGAUGAAUCACCAUCAGCCAAUCGCCAAUGGGACGCCACGCAUCUCGCCCAGCCUCACGGUGCUCGCCGAGCAGACGGCGGGCGGGCGGCGGGGGCGCGUCGCCGCCGCCACCGACGAGCCACCGCCACCGCCGACGGGACCCCGGUCACAUCGUAGUGCUACGCAUCGCACAAAUGGCACCCCAGCGCAUUUUCCACCGCCCGACAAGCACACGAAUGCUUCUGGUCAGCAAUGGAAGCGGUAUACGGACUCCCCGGGGGUGGGCAGUCCGCCACCACCGCCGCCUGCGCCUUCUAGCCCGACGAGUUCACGACGCGAUCGUGAACGGAGGAGUAGUCCGCAUGGAAACAGCGGUAGUAGUGGUGUGAAUAAUACACCAACCAGUAAUGGGGGCGCUGCUGUUCCUUCAACUAAGGAUAAAAAGGUACGCGGUGUGCCGCAGAGUUUUGGUUAUGUCAAGCGCGGUAGCACGUCGACUUCUACGUCGACGACGACGUCUACGAAUGGGCAUCAUGCGGUCACGAACGGCACGAAUGGUGUUGGUGUUGGAGUUGGAGUUGGCACGCCGCCCACGAUUUCCAAUGGGAAUGGCAAGACGGCACAGGUGUCCGCUGUGCCUCGCACGAAAGUCAAAGUGUCUGGCGGCACGCAAACUUGCUCAAGCGAUCUCCAACCGCAUAAAGCAGCGUCCCAGUUUAAGAGCUACUCGCUGACCGGAAACGCGGCCACGCAGCUCAGCCAGUCUGUGCGCGAACGUCUCAUGGGCUCGCAGAGUUUGCCCAAGGGAGCCGCGCAGGAGUACAGUUUAAUGCUGCGACAACGUCCGCCGAAAGCCAGCGACGGAUCCCUUUCUGAUACUCAAGCGGUGGAGGCUGGAAGUCCUUAUGCACCAUGGUUACGACACAGUAAUACUUAUUCCGUUGCGCCAAGAUUGUCUGAAACUGACAGUAUGGAAAGCCUUACGAGUCUGCCGGGUCAUCGCGGCAGUUUAACCCAUGCGAGAUUACUCAGGGAUUCACCAUCACGUCUUUCACGGAGUAAUAGCAUAAGCAGCUACCUCCGAGAGCGGACGUUCCCCAGAUCGACAAAAUCCGAAAAGUUGUAUCCGUCGAUGUUGCACAGAAACAACACGGAACCGGAAAGCGAGCCGUACUAUUGUCUGCCUGUGAAUGCCGUCCUGCAUUGGUCACAGCCGACAAGCCCAGCACCGGGCACAGCAAGGACUUUUCCAUUAUCACCAACACAUUCAAACGCUCGCCAUAGUGUUCCUAAAAAUGACGAAGUGCACGGCUCGUCGAUAAGUUUGGUAUCAACAGCGUCGAGUAUUUACUCCUCCGCCGAGGAGAAGCAAGCGCACGAAAUUCGCAAACUGCGGCGGGAGCUGAUCGACGCGCAGGAGAAGGUCCAGACGUUGACGUCGCAACUGAGCACGAACGCACAUGUCGUGUCCGCAUUCGAGCAGAGUUUGUCGUCGAUGACGCACCGCCUGCAGAAUAUAACCGCCACUUCAGAGAAGAAGGACUCGGAAUUGAACGAGUUGAAGGCGGCGAUGGAGUCACUGCGAGCUCAGAGCCUGCAGGCGGGUAUUGGUACCGGGCUCGCCCGCCAACCAUCAUCUGACAGCGUCUCCAGCUUGUCGUCCGCCUGCAGUCUCGAUAAGCAAGAUAAAAAGAAGAAAAAGGGCUGGUUGCGGAGUUCUUUUACGAAAGCAUUUUCUCGCAAUGCGAAAGUCACCAAAGUGCAAUGCCAAAAUGAUACCAAUGGUGGAAACGAACACCAUGCGAGUCCGCCACCGCAACAACCCGCUGUGGAUCAAGGACAGGAAGUGCAAGAUCUUCAGAAACAACUACGAGAGAAAGAUCUUGUUUUGACUGAUAUACGACUUGAAGCUUUGACUUCAGCGCAUCAAUUGGAAAGUCUAAAAGACACUGUCAUGAAAAUGAGGAGUGAAAUGUUAAGUUUAAAACAAAAUAAUGAACGCCUCCAACGCAUGGUCAGCGGCAGUGUCGGAAAUAUCCCUUCUGCAGUCAUUACCAGUAAUUCCAUGGACCCUCUAAGUGACCUCAUCCCUACUGAAGAACUUCCCACUGAAGUAGAACCCGAUGGUAAACGUAUCGCAAUCUCUGUUUAUCUGGGACAACCAACUACCUUCCAAAAGUAUUACGCUGAGCAUUACGAAGAUGACGGCGAUGGUAACAAUGCCACAACUGAGAUUGCUAUAGCUCAUACGAGUGUAGGAGCUGCAACAUCCUGGGGACAGUUAGAUAAUGCUGUACGUAGAGCGUUUAAACAACAUGUCGCACGUUUGGAUCCCGGAGGUGGACUUGGCCUUGGAAGUGAUUCUGUAGCGUUGUAUAAGUUGGGAGAAGCUGAAAGAGCCAGUGAUUCAGCACCGCCUGAUUUGUUACCAGUUGGGUAUGUUGUUGGACAUGUUACAACAUUACACGUGGUGUUACAACCUGUGGCUGCUUUGAGUUUUGAAGCGUUGAUUCCGAAAGGUGUUGCGCAACGAUUGGUAUCUUUACUUGCUGAGCAUAGGAGGUUGGUGUUAUGUGGUGCGCCUGGCACGGGUAAGACACAUUUAGCGACGAGGUUGGCUGAAUUCCAUGCGCAGAGUCUAGGGAGGGAUCCUGCUGAAGCAGUUGCUACAUUCAAUGUGGAUAAUAAAUCAGCAAAAGAACUUCGUCAAUAUCUAGCUCACUUGAGUGAACAGGCUGCAGCAGGUGACACUAGUAUGCUUCCAUGCGUAGUCGUCUUGGAUAAUUUGCAUAAAGCAGGACCACUUGCUGAUGCAUUGGGUUCUCUUCCACGUAAUUUACCUUGUCUGAUUGGGACAAUGGCGCAAUCCGCAUGUUCAGCCACAAGUCUUCAACUUCAACAUGGUUUCCGUUGGGUACUGGUUGCUCCACAUAUGGAACCAGCACGUGGUUUACUUGGUCGUGUUUUGCGUCGUCGUCUAGCUACUUUGGAACUCGACCAAGGUCCACAACCAGAAUUAGCGGCCAUUUUAGGUUGGCUUCCACGUGUCUGGCAGCAUUUAAACGCUUUCCUCGAAACACACAGCUCCGGGGACGUCGCAAUUGGCCCACGUCUCUUUUUAAGUUGUCCGUUGGAACUGGACGCAGCUCGUGCAUGGUUCGCAGAUGUCUGGAACUAUUCCUUGGCUCCGUAUUUACGUGAAGCAGCACGUGAAGGAUUACAACUUUAUGGCCGACGUGCACCAUGGCAAGACCCAACACAAUUUGUAUUAGAUACGUAUCCAUGGCCAGGUGCACCUCCGCAAGGAUUAACAAGUAUUCCAGCAAAGGAUGUUGGUCUGGAGACAGGACCUGCGACACAAGCGGAAAACGAUGGCGACCCACUGCUUAACAUGCUUAUGCGGUUGCAGGAAGCGGCGAAUUAUUCCAGUCCCCAUUCGAAUGACUCGGAUUGCAACAGUUUGGAUUCAAACAUGGCGCAUGGCAACAGCUUGGGCACUGAAAGUGUUUCCUAGAUAAUUUCGUUGUUGAAAAAUUCACAAAUGUUUCGUCAAUUUUGGGACAAAAUUGGAAUUGAAGCCGCUUUAACUAUCAUGAAUGUUAUGAUAACAUGAUGAACACAAGACACCAAAGUUGCGUGACGUUUCUUCUGCAGUGGAUGAAGAAGCAGUCACGUUUAAACAAAACAUAUUAUUAAUCAAAAAGUAAAGAACGAUGCGGAGCGUAUGCGAAUGCACUGUAUAUAGAAUUAAUUUAUUUAUCUUGAACAGAACAUUAAUCGUUGUUAUUUGCGCGAAAUUCAUUUGAAACUUUUAAAUGUAAGCAAAUUGAAGUUUAUUUAUCUUAAAUUUAACGAAAGGCACUUUCCAAAAACACGGAAAUUGCUCGCUUUAUUGUAAAUAAUCAAGAAAUGGUACGCAUUUUAAUGCAGAUUUUAUGCGAAAACUAAUGAAACAUUUUGUACGGUCUUUUAACGCCUAUCAGGGACGCUUUCUCUUGUCAUCUGUUCAAAAUUUCGUUUUCGACUUUUGCUACGACGUUUUAUAACCUAGCUGCUAGGCUACGACAUUUGUAAAAUUGAUAACGGGACUAUAAAACAAGUGCUUCUAAUUGUUACUGUAAUAACAUAUAACAUAUUUAUGCUACACGUAUUCGCAAAUUUGUACUAAUCUAAGUCGAAUGCGUAUCCAAAGCGCGGGCUUGCUGUUUAUUUGAUUCGUUUGUUUAUUGUCUGUGUUUCAAAGAGUAUUUCUGGUCAAACAAAUGCAUUACGAUAAUAAUAACCGAUACUAACGUAGAUCAAGUGAGGAGCGCAUCACUUCUAUGGAUAAUAAAUGUACAUAACCGAUAUUUAUAUACAACAUAUACAAAUAUCAAAGGAAACAAAACAUGAACAGAUAGAUAAAAUGUAACACUUGUAAAAUGGAUAGGAAUGGAAGGUCUGGUGGAAUUUUUAUAUAUCAGUUAAUUACUAACGUAACUAACAAUUCAAAAAUAAAUCAUUAACGCGAAAGGAUGUAGCGUCGGCGUGGUCACGUUGAUGGCAUAUGUUAAAUUGCAAGCAACAAUUUUACAUACUUUUUAUACCAAUUAUACAAGCAAACUGCCAUAUAUAAAUUUGAAACAGUAAAAAGAUUAACCGACAACAAGAAAAA